AUGAAAGUCCGUGUGAAGGGUAUGCUGACAGCUACUACCUAUAACUUCGCAGAGGAGCUUUCCUGUUUUAUCAAGCUGUUGAAAACACACAUAUGCAGACAACAUAUUGCAAUGCAAUAUAUGAUGAUAGAAAUCGAUAUAUGGACCGCUAAAUCGAUAAGUGGCUUCCAGAAUACAACAGUGGCAGCAUCCAGAUCAGAACAUUACCAAAUAAGCAUAAAAUUAAAAGUUAAAAAACAGUAUUUGGAUGCUUUCUCUGAAGAGCUGUGGUGCAACUGUUACACACCCUCAGGAGCUGGUAUAAAUUUUGCACUUACGACAUUUCGAAUCAUUUCGCCGCUCGAUGAAAUACCAGGAGAAAUUCGGCGUACCAUUAAUGUCAAAGUUCAAUAUUAG
Molecule: messenger RNA, 396 nt
Organism: Loa loa (African eye worm)
Lineage: Eukaryota; Metazoa; Nematoda; Chromadorea; Rhabditida; Onchocercidae
Exons: 4
Coding region: 1-396 (131 amino acids)
Source: RefSeq, a predicted model, not a curated record